ACACAUUUUCUUUAACCUGGGUCACUAUUCCAUCGUUCUUCACUUUGCUCCACACCACUUCUCAUUCCAAUGACCUUUACUCUGCGUCUCUUGGUUUUGUGUACUGUCUAUUCAUAUGUUAUCUCACAAUGUGAUGAUAAUGGAGUCAUUUAUACAAAUGGAGACAAGUGGAUCCGAAAUAAUCAUUUUUUGGUCACUUGUCGAGAUGGAAAUAUUCAGACUCUAAAAUGUGUAACCGACAGUGGUCAUUUACUAGAAGUCGGCUCCAAAAGCUAUGUGGAAAAUGGAUAUGAAUACAUGUGUGCACGUGAAGUUACGGAUAAUCUGAACACAAACACUUGCCCCACAUUCGCCGAUUUUUCCGAUGAUAUUUUCAAGGAUAGAUUCGCAAUUUGUUGUAUUUCAAGACGAUUUAAAGGAUGUGUUGAUGCAAAUGGAGAUAUUGUCAAGAGUGGAUUCUUUGUGAUUGGAAACAAAAGUUUGAAGUAUUGCAGGAUUCAGGCAAAUCAAUUACAGGCAAGGAUUGAGCCGAAAGGUUGCUUCAACGGAACAGAGAAAGACGAUGUAAAUGAUGAAGAAUUGCACAUUAAAAAAUAUGCAGUUUGGCGCGAAGGUGACAUUGAGUAUCGUUGUGGAGAUGAUGGAGUUCAUAUUCAAAGAUGCUUUCCGCCUGAACUCAAGAAAAAGGCUAUUUGGGCUGGAACGGCUUGGAUUCAAGAAGACGGACAAGUGAAGACGUGCGGAAAAAUAAAUUAAACUUUAUUGUUUCAAUUAAAAAUGUUUUGGAAUAAUAUGAUAAUGAUCUGUCAGUAAUUUACGAUUUAUCAGGUCGGCAGAUCGACAUUAUUUUUUCUUUAAAAAAAGUUUGACCUUUGAUAAUUAUAGCUAAAAAAAUAAAUAGUAGUUGACAUUUAUAGAUCUUCAGAGCUCAAAUUUGUAAUUGAAAAAUGACCUAGUCAUGUAC
Messenger RNA from Caenorhabditis elegans, 964 nucleotides. It is a transcript of the gene mig-18, whose product is annotated as Abnormal cell migration protein 18. Lineage: Eukaryota; Metazoa; Nematoda; Chromadorea; Rhabditida; Rhabditidae. Bases 70 to 756 code for a protein of 228 amino acids. The record is from RefSeq and is marked reviewed. Gene Ontology annotation, cellular component: basement membrane. The transcript is spliced from 4 exons.